UAGGCUUCACCAUUCUAGAAUGAAGUAUUAUCUGUUAGUCUGUCUGGUUAUACCUGUAUCUUUAGCCUUUACUUUUCAAAUAUGCUACAAUCAUAACCCUUUACGGAUUAAUGGGACACAGAAUGCUAGUGAAUUGCGAUGUCCAAUGAAAUGCAAGUGCAGUUACUGCCUAUUAAACAAAGAAGAUUACUUGGCAUAUACUCGCAUUGUUGAUUGUUCAUAUGAACAUUUAUCGGCUGUACCACCGGUGGAGACGGUUCCAACUGAUACUAUGAAGUACCUACUGAACAAGAAUGAAAUCAAUUCAUUAAAGAACAACUCCUUCAGAACAUUAACCACCCUGAAAUAUUUGAAUAUGGAAUCAAACGACUUGAGUUACAGAACCAUUGAAAGUGAUGCAUUUCGUGGAUUGAAGAAACUGAAAUACCUCUCGUUGAGUAAAAACACGAAUCUACAUAGGCUGCUGGACCAGUGGUUUGUAGACCUUACAUCGCUUGAAUUCUUGAAUCUAACUCAUUGUGGAAUAUACAGAAUAGAAAAUUAUGUAUUUAAACAUUGCAAAUAUUUGCAAACAAUUGAUCUUUCUUGGAACGGUAUUAAAUCGCUCCCGAUACCCGUUUUCCAAAAUCUCCUCUCACUUAACUACCUAUGUAUUGAUCACAAUAAACUUACCUCUAUUCCAAAUAAAGCAUUUGUAGGUUCUCGAAAACUCAUGAAUAUUAGUGUCACAGAUAACUCUCUCACGGGAAUCUCAGAAAAUGUCGGGUUACAAAACCUAAUUUCUUUGCACAAUCUUAGUGUCUCAUUCAACAAAUUUUCAUGCGAUUGUUAUCUUGUGUGGUUUAGGCAAUGGAUUGACAAGGCAAACGUCACUUUCCCAGACAUUGAUCAGGCUUUGUGCUACGAACCAAAAAGUUUGUAUAACAGCAAAUUCAUGGAUUUUGAGCCCGAUAAAUUGCAGUGCAACACAUUUAUUACAAUAUUGAAGAUUGCCAUUCCAUCUGCUUCAGCUGGAAUUGCUAUUGCAAUAAUUGGAUUUCUUAUGUACUACUUCAGAUAUGAUCUAAGGUGCUGGAAUGAGAGAAGACGCCUUCGUAAGCAAUAUCAACAACUUGCAAAUCAAGGACAUUCACCAAUUAAUGAUGAAAACAUACAAUACGAUGCCUUUGUGUCAUAUAGCAACAGAGAUCAAGAAUGGAUUCUCAAUGUAUUGCAACCGUCGUUAGAAACCCAACGCAACUUUAAACUUUGCGUUGAUUACCGUGAUUUCAUCCCGGGAGAGGCAGUUGUAGAUAACAUCGCAAAUGCCGUUAAAUACAGCCGAAAAGUGCUGUUGGUUGUUUCCAAAAACUUCGUCAAAAGCGAGUGGUGUUACUUCGAACUGGAAAUGGCGCGCACACGCAUGUUCGAGACUCGUGAGGACGUCUUGGUUGUGGUACUACUAGAGAAGGUGUCAGCAAAAGAUAUGCCAGUACUCUUGCAUACGAUACUGACAAAGAAAACAUAUAUAGAGUGGGAAGAACGUCAAGAGAGACAAGCGUUGUUCUGGGCUAAGCUGGAAGCACUGUUGAUGUCUUCGAAUUGCCACAGAAAUCGACUGUUGGAUACUCCUCCAGACUAA
Molecule: messenger RNA, 1621 nt
Organism: Anneissia japonica
Lineage: Eukaryota; Metazoa; Echinodermata; Crinoidea; Comatulida; Comatulidae
Product: toll-like receptor 2
Exons: 2
Coding region: 20-1621 (533 amino acids)
Biological process (GO): toll-like receptor signaling pathway; inflammatory response; immune response
Cellular component (GO): membrane
Molecular function (GO): transmembrane signaling receptor activity; protein binding
Source: RefSeq, a predicted model, not a curated record